AUGGCGGGAGAGACAGUCAAGACACUUACUGACGUGGGAAAUCUCGUCUCCCAAUACCGUUCUCGAGCGUCUUCUAUCAGAUUCAUCACAGAAGACGACAUGAACUUCUUCAAGAGCAAAAUACGGGAGGCUCGAUGCUUAGAAAAAAGACUGCUUGCAUACACGCCUGCCGACACGUCCAAGAUCCAGGAUACAGGAGAUCCAAGAACAACGCUAGCUCACUUGGCCAAGAUCGACGAAGCAUACCGAUGUGUUGGUCUGCUCCAAAUAUACCGUGUAUUUUCUGACCUUCUCGCUGAACGAUAUAACCCGUGGGACGCAAAUCACAUUUACUCAGCCAGGCCGCCGGCCAAGGUCCCUACCAAAGCCGAGAAAGACUACUGGCUAACAAGCCUAGCGUUAUAUACGCUCGAGCUUCUUCGAGAUAUACCAUUUGAAUCGACAAGCCGGUGCAUCCAGCCACUGAUUCUUGUGGCUAUCCCAGCGAACUUCGUCGCAUGCCACAGGAUGUCACAUCGCUAG
Molecule: messenger RNA, 522 nt
Organism: Fusarium musae
Lineage: Eukaryota; Fungi; Ascomycota; Sordariomycetes; Hypocreales; Nectriaceae
Exons: 1
Coding region: 1-522 (173 amino acids)
Source: RefSeq, a predicted model, not a curated record